Saccostrea echinata is the source of this 903-nucleotide messenger RNA. RefSeq names its product macrophage mannose receptor 1-like. The coding region runs from base 1 to 888 and encodes 295 amino acids. The record is from RefSeq and is a predicted model, not a curated record. The transcript has 4 exons. NCBI's taxonomy places the organism in Eukaryota, Metazoa, Mollusca, Bivalvia, Ostreida, Ostreidae.
AUGUCGAUUCUUAAUGUAGUUAUCAUCGUAACGUGUGUGUUUGAAAUUUUCUCUUUCUUUACGGACGGUGCAAUACCAGGAAAUAUGUAUUACGGAAGAAAGGCCGAUGUAAGUUCGGAGUUUUCGAAACUUAGUCCUUUCGGUCUACAGCAGUGUGUUCGAUCGUGUUUCCUAGAGGGCUCGUGUAAAUCUGUGAAUUAUAACAGAAAUCAACUGACUUGUUAUCUCAUCGACGAGGAUUUGGGGUCUGACUCCCUUGUCGGUGAUGGCGACUACAUUUUUAUCAGCAACAUCACGGGAACUCAGGAUCUGAUGAAAGGAUGUGUUCAAAACAGUUGUCUUCAGCAAGAGUCUUGUGUAAUUUUGAAAAAUGCGACAACCUGUAUCAAGACUUUUUGUCGACAUGGUUUGUAUUCGUUUUAUGAAAAGACAAAGUCAUGUCUAAGAAUUGUUAGCCACCCUGCGUUAAACUGGACGGAUGCGGAAGGAUUCUGUCAGCGAGACGGUGGACAUCUUGUGUCUUUGGAAACUGAAAAUAAAACCAAUCUGGUCGUGGAACUAUUAAACUAUUUCAAAGAUUACAAAAUGAUGAACAUAUACGUCUACUUUGAGGAAAAAUUGUUAUACGGGUAUCUUACAGCUGGUCUUGGAUCCAGUGUGACACGAUUUUGGAUUGGACUGAGUGACAGAGAAACGGAGGGGACCUUUAAGUGGAUCGCUGGACAUCCUGUGGGAUUUUCCAACUGGAACAAAGGUCAGCCGAACGAUUACUACGUCAGAUGUGUGACAAAUUCGUCCGACGCGGACUGUGCCAUCACUAGAACAAAUGGCAAGUGGGCAGAUGACUGCUGUGAAACUCCUCAUGGAUUUAUCUGUGAAAUUAUUUGAAAACUACCAGCUAAA